This is a messenger RNA of Rhopalosiphum padi (bird cherry-oat aphid), 1385 nucleotides long. Its product is annotated as putative mediator of RNA polymerase II transcription subunit 26. The transcript has 4 exons. Lineage: Eukaryota; Metazoa; Arthropoda; Insecta; Hemiptera; Aphididae. The record is from RefSeq and is a predicted model, not a curated record. The coding region runs from base 90 to 1370 and encodes 426 amino acids.
CAUUCUCUUCAAGUUACAAUUCAUUUCUGAACGCCAUAAGACGUUUUUUUCGCUUUUCAGUACAAUACACUAAAACGUAAUAUAACAAAAUGAUCAAACUUCUUCUAGCAGUUGUAUUUUGCGUCGCUACAACGAUGACUGUGGUCCAGACUGCACCGGCUAAAUAUACUAAUAAAUACGAUAACGUAAAUAUCGACGAAAUUCUGAACAACGACCGCUUGGUCGCCAGCUACUUCAAAUGUUUGAUGGAUACAGGAAAAUGUACACCAGAAGGCGAGGAAGUUAAACGAUUGUUACCAGAAGCAGUAGAAAAUAAAUGUGCAGACUGUUCUGAAAAACAAAGACUGGGUUCUGAAAAAAUCAUUAAGUUUCUAUUUGAAAAGAAAAAUGAUAUGUGGAAAGAACUUGAAGCAAAAUACGAUCCUAAAGGAACAUACAGACAACGUUACGCGGAAGACGCAAAGAAAUUGAACAUUGACAUCUAUCUAACUGCUAUUUCAAACGAAAUUAUUCUAUUGUCUAGAACAACCAUGUUCAAGUUGGUCUUCAUAACGAUUAUUUUGGGUUUCGUGUCAACGGUGCAGUGCGGUCCAAUGCCACAAUAUCGGAUAGACGGUGACCAAAAUCAGAGGCAAGAAGAACAAAAACAUGCGAUUGACCACUUUACGACAAGACUGGUGGGAAAUUCUAAAAUUCGCGAAAAUUAUCUAAAUUGCUUUUUAGAUAACGGACCGUGCAGUCCGGAAGCUAAUAAUAUUAAACCAGGUAUGGUUCCCGAAGCUAUCCAAAACGAAUGUGCUCAUUGCACUGAGUUACAAAAAAAAGUGAUUGAAAAAAUGAUGUGUUACCUGAAUAAUCACCAACCAGAUAUAUUAAAAGAAGUAGCUGCCAAAUUUGAUCCAAAUGGAGAAUAUAUGAAGCAAUUUAUUAACAACUUAGAGCGGAAUGGAAAUGAUCAGUUUUUGAAUCCACAUCUACAUCAAUACCAGCCACAGCAAAAUCCAAAUCAACCACAACCCAAUCCAAAUCAACCACAUCAACAUCAACCACAACCUAAUCCAAACCAACCACAUCAACAUCAACCUCAACCCAAUCUAAACCAACCACAUCAACAUCAACAUCAACCACAACCCAAUCCAAACCAACCACAUCAACACCAACCGCAACAAAAUCCAAACCAACCACAGCAACAUCAACACCAACACCAACCACAACAAAAUCUAAACCAACCACAGCAACAUCAACACCAACACCAACCACAACAAAAUCCAAACCAACCACCGCAACAUCAACAUCAACACGAACAGCAUUUAAAAGCAACGGUAGUAACAACGGCACCUAUAUCUUAUACGGCAACUCAAAAACCUUGACUUUAUAACUAUUAA